AUGUAUAUUUAGAGAUUGAUUUCUUAAUCUUGUUUAUAUAAUUUAAUUUGUUUUAUUUGUAAAUGAUUGGUCUCAUCUCAGGUGUUCUAGCAGAAGAGAUAGAUAAAUGGAUAGCUAACAAUGCAAUGUGAUAAGUACUAUAUUGGUAGUAUGAAUGAUGUGAUGUGAAAGCCUAGAGGAAAGAAUUAUUAAGUUUUGCCUUGGGAGAGGUGGAGUCAGGGAAGACUUUAUAGAUGUGUCUUUUUUUAAACCUGGUCCUUGAAGGAUGAAUAGGAGUUCAUUAAGGUUUUCUCUGCAUGAGUAACGAACAAUGUGAGAAUCAAGAUGUGGCAGUGUGAAUAUAUAGAGAUAGAAGGAAUGGUUCAUAGUCUGAUGUGGCUGGGUUGUAAGAUGGGAAAAGAAGGGACAGGAAAUGAAAUUGGGAAGGUAUGUGUACUUCAGAUUGUCACAGGCUUUGAAUACUGUGUUAAGAGUUAGAAUCUUAUUUUUAUUUAUUUAUUUUUUAUUUUGAGAUGGGAUCUCACCCAGACUAGUCUCAGACUCCUGGUCCGAAGUGAACCUCCCACCUCAGCCUCCCAAGUAGCUGGGACUACAGUCGUGUGCCACUGUGCUUGGAUCACGAAUUUUGUUUUAUAAACAAUGGCUAUUGGAAUUUUUUAGGGAUGUGAAUAAAUAUUCAAGGCACAUCUUACAUCAUUCCCUUAAGCCACUAAAAUAGCGGUCAAGCUAAUCUGUGUCUCUGAUUAUUUCUACUUCAAUCCAUCUUUCAUAUUAUUGUUAUUGUUGCUUUCUUAAAGAGACCUAACUGAGGCACUUCACUGGUCAAAAACCUUUACUUCUAGGAUGAAAUUCAAACUUCUAAAUGUGGCAGAAAUAGCACUUCACAAUUUGGCACUGUUCUUUCCGGCCUUAUCUUUAUAGUUAUUUUUUUCUUAAAUCUAAUAUUCUAGUCAUAUUAAGUGACUAGCCAUUUCUUGAACUUAGAUAUAGAUAUUGCUAUGAACCUUUGUUCCUGUAGUUCCUUAUAACUAAGAAACCAUUCUUACCCAACCCUCUCACUUCUCCUUUCUUCAUCUUGUGAACUCCUAUUUAUUCUUUAAGAGCAAAUGCUGCUUGUUCUGUAAAGGCUUAGCUGACUCUUUACCCAUGCAGAAUUAGUCACUUCUUAAUCUGUAUUCUCAUAAAACUUGACACAUAACUUCUAACACCCAUCAGAUUAUCUUAGAAUAAACUGUAUCUAUCUCCUUUGCCAGACUGUAAACCAUAUAGGGCAGGUGAAUAAACUGUAUCUAUCUCCUUUGCCAGAUUGUAAACCAUAUAGGGAAGGUUCUAUGUUUUACUAAUUCCUAUGGAUUAAUUUAUUGCCUAGCCUAUAGUAAAUGCUCACUAAUUGUAAACGAGUGAUCUAUGUUUUAGGAAGACAAUUCUCUUGAUAGCAUGGAGGAUUUUAAUGUAAUAAGGCCUCCAUUUACCUUUUGGUAUAGCUCUGCUAAUUUGUUUACUUGCCUGGGAUAGUCAGCUAGUCAGAAAGCAUUCAUUGAAUGUUUAUGAUUAUGCUGUUUGCUAGGCACUGAGGUUACUCUGGUGUAGAGGAGUGUCUGUUUCUAUACUCUUGGAGUGUGAGGUCAGGAUAAUAAGAUAAUUCCUUUUAGUAUUCUUAAAUGAUAUAGUACCUACUGCCUUUGCUCAUCUUGUAUUUUCUAUGAUCUGGGAUGCUCCAGCAGACAGAAGAGAAAGCAGACGACAGUUUAAAAGCAUAUAGCUUUUCAAUACCAAACAAGAGACAUGGUAGGGUUUUUGGGCAGGAGCAUAAUACCUUUGUUCAAAAAUGAGCAGUGGCGGCUGGGUGCAGUGGCUCACGCCUGUAAUCCCAGCACUUUGGGAGGCUGAGGCGGGCAGAUCACCUGAGGUCAGGAGUUUGAGACCAGCCUGGCCAACAUGGCGAAACCCUGCCUCUGCUAAAAAUACAAAAAAAAAUUAGCCAGGCGUGGUGGCGGGCACCUGUAAUCCCCACUACUCGGGAGGCUGAGUCAGGAGAAUCUCUUGAACCUGGGAGGUGGAGGUUGCUGUGAGCCGAGAUCAUGCCACUGCACUCCAGCCUAGGCAAUAAGAGUAAAACUCCGUCUCAGAAAGUCCACUCUUGGUAUUGGGAAAGAGAGAUUCAAGCAUUCUGUCAGAUUUUAAGAGCCACCAUGAUUGCUCUGGGCUUGAGUACAUGAAGCCAACUGCUUUAGUGACAGGUUGGCUGAAAUUUAACUUGUGCAUGAUUAAUUAAAAUUUAAAUUAGGGCUUUGGAGACUGUGGGUUUGAGAGCAUAUGACAGUGAAUAAUGAUGACCUGCAUAACAUCAGGUUAGUUGAAUGUGAGUUUUAGAAUGAAAAUCUUUUUGUAUGAAAACAUUCCUUAUAAAUAAUGUAACUUUUCUGAGCUGAAUUAAAAUAUACCCGGGGGGGUCAACAGUAUUUGAAUAAUCUUUUUUUUUUUGUAGACAACGACCAUUUUUCUUAUAUAAGAAAUACUUACCCAAUAAAUACUUAAUUUAGAAAUAACUUGUUCUUGGAAUGACUAACCCUCAUAUUGCUCUAUGUAAUACCAUCCCUUUGUUUCUAUUGUUAGAACUGUCUUAUGGGCCAGGCGUGGUAGCUUACACCUGUAAUUCCAGCAUUUUUGGAGGGCGAGGCAGGUGGGUCACCUGAGGUUGGGAGUUUGAGAGCAGCCUGAACAACGUGGAAAAACCUUGUCUCUACUAAAAAUACAAAAUUAGCCGGGUGUGGUGGCGCAUGCCUGUAAUCCCAGCUACUCGGGAGGCUGAGGCAGGAGAAUUGCUUGAACCCAGGAGGUGUGGAGGUAGCGGUGAGCCGAGAUCAUGCCAUUGCACUCCAGCCUGGGCAACAAGAGCGAAACUCUGUCUCAAAAAAAAAAAAAAAGUCUUGUCAUUGUGAGAAUCUGCAGUUUUAAGGGCCACUGAGGGUAGGGGAAGAAAUGUCAGAUAUUUUUGAAAAGUUUUGGCCUUGAAGGUAAAGUAAGGAAAGCUAUGAAAAUCAGGAACUGCUUAGGUGAUGUAACCUUGAGAGUUGGCUCCCAAGCAUAUAUGGUCAAUCUGUGUAUUGGUCCCUGGCCUAAUUCCCCCAUACCCCUUUCCCAUCACUACCUGAAAAUGUUCACAAUCCUUUUCCCCAACUCAUAUGUUGACCAGCUGGGUCUUAUUUGGAUUAAUAGGCUUCUUUUUUUUUCCCCUUAAUGCUAGUAUUAUUCUAUGAUAUCAACGACAGUGAGAGGUUGAGCAUCCCAAAUCCACAAAGCUCCGAAAUCCAAAACUUUUUGAGCACUGAAUGAUGUUCAAAGGAGAUGAUUGGAGCAUUUUGGAUUUUGGGUUUUCAGAUUUGGGAUGCUCAACCAGUAUGCAAAUAUUCCAAAAUCUGAAAAAAAAUUCCAAAAUCUAAAACACUUCUGGUCCCAGGCAUUUUAGAUGAGGGAUACUCAACUUGUACAGUAGAGGAUUUGGGGACAGCAUGAGAGACAGCACAAAGGACAGGAAGGGAGUACAAGAAAGUGUGAAGGUACCAGAAGACAAACUUGUCUGGAGUUGUCUUGUUACAGGAAAGGAAGAGGAGGUGAUAGGUCUCAUCCAUAUUGCCCUUUGAUUUCUGGAUUCAAAACACAGUAAUAGUAGUAAUGGUAGUACCAUGGUUCAACCCUAUUAUACAUACCCCAAAUUCAUUCAUUUAAGAAAUAUAGAUUGAGAAUCUAUAUUUGUGCAAGGUAGUGUACUAGGUACUGAGGCUAUAUCUGUAAACAGAAAUUCUUACUUUUUUGAUGUUUAGAUUCUGAGUAAAUUAUAUGUUAGAAAACAAUUAAUGAGAUGGGGAAAAAUACAGAGCAAGAUAAGAUCAGGAGUGGUAGGUUGCAAUUUUAACUGGAAUAGUGAGAAUACUCAUUGAAAAGUUGAGAUUUAAGCAAAGACAUGAAGGAUAUGAGGAUGUAAACUGUAUAGAUGUCUGAGGAAGAGCCUCUAGGCCAAGGGAACAGUCAAUGCAAUGGCUCUAAGGUGUGAGCAUGCCUGAUGUGUUGAAGAACAGUAAGGAGGUCAGUGUGGAUGUAUCAGAGUGAUUGAGUAGAACAGUAGGAGAUGAGGUCAGAGAUGUGGGGGAUGAGAUCACAGAGCCAGUGCAAGGUUUUUGAUUUUGAUACUGAGUGAAGUCAGUGGAGGGUUUUGAGUAGGGUAGUGAUGUGAUCUAACUUAGCUUUACAUUUUGUUUCUCUCUCAUUUUAUUGUGAACAUUUUCAAAUGUAGAAAAGAGUGAAUAGUAUAAUGAAUACUUAUAACCCCAUUACUUACAAUUAAGUUUAUUAACAUGUUGCCAUAUUAAAAAUAUUAAUUUAUGUUACAAAUAUCAUGAAAGCUUCUUCCUAAAUACUAUAGUUUACGGUUUUUAAAAGGAAGGGCAUUUUCCUUUUUUUUCUUUUUUUGAAUGGAGUUUCACUCCUGUUGCCCAGGCUGGAGCGCAUGGCGCAAUCUCGGCUCAUCGCAACCUCUGCCUCCUGGGUUUAAGCGAUUCUCCUGCCUCAGCCUCCUGAGUAGCUGGGAUUACAGGUGGCUGCCACCACGCCUGUCUAAUUUUGUAUUUUUAGUAGAGGUGGGGUUUCUCCAUGUUGGUCAGGCUGGUCCCGAAUUCCCGACCUCAGGUGAUCCUCCAGGAUCAAUUUCAUAACAUAAUUAGAUUACUGUCAUAUAAUAAACCUAGACUGUAUUCAUAUUUUCCAAAUUGUCCCCAAAAUGCAUUUUACACCUGGUAUGUUCACAUGAUGAUCUAAUCAAAGACCACAUGUUGUAUUUGAUUGUCAAGAUUCUUCGUCUCUUUUAAUUUAGAAUAGUUCCCCACCUUCUCCAUUUUUUAAUGGCGUUGACUUAUUGAUGAGACCAUUCCUAGAAGACCUCAUCUUUUGGAUUUAUCUAAUUGCUUUUUCAUCUUAUUUGUUCUUUAUUUCCUGUAUUUGUUCUAUACUUGGAGUUAGGUCUAAAGGCAAAAUAUUUAAUGGCAAAAAUACUUCAUAGAUUAUGUAACAUCUAAUGUUCGACUGUCUUUAAAUGGUUCAGUAAGUUUGUGAUAGUCUGAUUCCUCAGUUAUACAAUGGCAUCCCCCCACCCCCCCACCACCUUUCCCUUCAAUAACAAAUUAUCUGCAGGUUGAUACUUUGGCAGCCUGGGAAUAUCCAGUUUCUCAUCAACUUUACAUUAAAUGGUUUAGAAUCCAUGGAUGACCUUUGCUUGAGCCACCUUUCCCUUUAGGGGUUCCAAAUUGAUGAUUUACUAAUUUUAUCAUGCCCUAUAUAUUUAUUAGCUGUCAUUCUUCUAAUAAAGAAGAGUUGUCCCUUACUAACUCAGGCUGUUUGCUUUCCUUGAAAUACGGUUCCUACUGGAAAGGCAGGACAAAUGAUUAAUAUUUUCCCACUAAUUACGAGCUAUCAGAGUAAGGAGUUUCUUUAAUAGCAGCCUCCAAUGGUGACGUGAGUUGGGUGUGUACAUGUGUGUCUGUGGUGAGAGAGAGAGAGAGAGAGAGAAUGCAUGUGUGUGUGUGGUUACUUAGAUUUUCAAUGGAUCAGUCUGAUUGUGUGUGGCAGCAGUGGAUAUUGAUGAGAUUCUGAAUGUAUUUGAAGGUAAACCAAUAGUGUUUGCUGAUGGAUUGGAUACAGGAUGUGAGAAAGUAGAGUUAAGGACUAUUCUGAAGUUUUUUGGACUGAGCAGUUAAAAAGAUAGUGUUGUCACCAACUUAGGGAAAAUUUCAGGUAGAUUGGGUUUGGAGUGUUGGGAGGGAGAAUUAGGAAUUCACUUUGCGCAUGUUAAGUUUGAGAUGUCUCUUAGACAUCCAAGUGUAGAUAAUCGACAUAUGGAUCUGAAGGGGUGGGUUGCCCCUCCGCACCUGUGGGUGUUUUUCGUUAGGUGGAACGAGAGACUUGGAAAAGGAAGAGACACAGAGACAAAGUAUAGAGAAAGAAAAAAAGGGGGCCCAGGGGACCGGCGUUCAGCAUACGGAGGAUCCAUGCCGGCCUCUGAGUUCCCUUAGUAUUUAUUGAUCAUUAUUGGGUGUUUCUCGGAGAGGGGGAUGUGGCGGGAUCAUAGGAUAAUAGUGGAGAGAAGGUCAGCAGGUAAACACGUGAACAAAGGUCUCUGCAUCAUAAACAAGGUAAAGAAUUAAGUAUUGUGCUUUGGAUAUGUAUACACAUAAACAUCUCAAUGCCUUAAAGAGCAGUAUUGCCACCCGCAUGUCCCACCUCCAGCCCUAAGGCGGUUUUCCCCUAUCUCAGUAGAUGGAAUAUAUGAUCGGGUUUUACACCGAGACAUUCCAUUGCCCAGGGAGGAGCAGGAGACAGAUGCCUUCCUCUUGUCUCAACUGCAACGAGGCGUUCCUUCCUCUUUUACUAAUGCUCUUCAGCACAGACCCUUUACGGGUGUCGGACUGGGGGACGGUCAGGUCUUUCCCUUCCCACGAGGCCAUAUCUCAGGCUAUCACGUGGAGAGAAACCUUGGACAAUACCUGGCUUUCCUAGGCAGGGGUCCCUGCAGCCUUCCGCAGUGUUUUGUGUGCAGUGGUUUGUGUCCCUGGGUACUUGAGAUUAGGGAGUGGUGAUGACUCUUAACAAGCAUGCUGCCUUCAAGCAUUUGUUUAACAAAGCACACCUUGCACAGCCCUUAAUCCAUUUAACCCUGAGUUGACACAGCACAUGUUUCAGGGAGCACAGGGUUGGGGGUAGGGUUACAGAUUAACAGCAUCUCAAGGCAGAAGAAUUUUUCUUAGUACAGAACAAAAUGGAGCCUCCUAUGUCUACUUCUUUCUACACAGACGCAGUAACAAUCUGAUCUCUCUUUCUUUUCCCCACAUGGAUCUGAGUAAAUAAUUGGAUAUACGGACCUGGUGUUCAAGAGAAUAGACCAGGCCAGAAAUAGAAGUGUGGGCAUCAAAAGCAUGUAGAUGCUAUAUAAAUACAUGACAUUGGAUGAAAUCACUAAGGGUUGUAUACAGAGAGGCAAGAGAAGAGAACCAAGGACUAAGGCUUGGGGCACUCCAGUGUUAAGGGUCUAGGAGAAGACGAGGAACCAGCAAAUAAGGUAGAUGAGGAACAACAUGUAAAGUAGGAGGAAAAGAGAGAAUGUGGCAUUUUGGAAGCUAAAUAGAGGAAGGAAUGAUUAACCAUCAAAUGCCUCUGAUAGGUCAUUUAAGGACUGAAAAUUAACCAUUGGAGGGAGGUCAAAACUAGCAGUUUUGGUGGAAUUGGGUGAUAUUAAGAGAUAAUGGAAAGAGUAGAAUUGGAGACAGUGACAAUUGACAACUUUAUCAAGCAGUUGCUACAAAGGGGUGCAGACCAAAUGGGAUGGUAGAUGGCAAGGGAAGUGGGUUCGAGAUUUUUUUAAGAUGGGAGAGAGAACGCAUUUGUAUUCUGAUGGGUAUGACUGAGUGGAAAGUGGAGAGCUGGUGUUACAGGGGAGAGAGGUGAGAAUUAUUUGGAGCGGUGUUCUUGAGGAUAGAGAAAAUGGAGUUUGGUGCUUAAAUGGGUGGAUUAACUUGAUAUAGGAGGAUAGAGAGUUUAUCAUAACAGGUAUAAAGGCAAUAUAUGUAGAUAUAGUUGGGUAGGUGUGAUUGGGAGUUUGUAGAAGUCUAAUUGAUCUAAUUUUCUUACUGAAGUAGAAAGCAAGGACAUCAGCUGAGAGGAUGAGAGAGGGAGGUAUUGGAGGUUAGGAGAGAAGGUAGGGAAGUACAGUUAUGUGCUGCACAAUGAUGUUUCGGUCAACAAUGGACCACAUAUAUGACGGUGGUUGCAUAAGAUUAUAAUGAAACAGGAACACGUAGCUGAAGAAGAGGCCCAAGAAAAGGAAACUACAGGAGAAGAACCCCCAAGAAAAUUCACAGUAAAGGGUUUAGCAGAAGCUUUUCAGCAAGCUCCUUAAAAAGUUUGAAAACGUGGGCCAGGCACGGUAGCUCACGCCUGUAAUACCAGCACUUUGGGAAGCCGAGGUGGGUGGAUCACUUGAGGUCAGGAGUUCGAGACCAGCCUGGCCAACAUGGAGAAACCCUGUCUCUACCCAAAAACGGAAAAAUUAGCUGGGCUUGGUGGUGCAGACCUGUAAUCCUGGCUACUAGGGUGGCUGAGGCAGGAGAAUCACUUGAACGCGAGAGGUGGAGAUUGCAGUGAGCCGAGAUCGUGCCACUGCACUGCAGCCUGGGUGACAGAGCAAGACUCCAUCUCAAAAAAAAAAAAAAAAGUUUGAAAACAUGGACCCCAAUGCUGACCAAGGUUUUUAUUAAUAGAGAGGAAUGUACAUGGCGCAUUGUCUGCUUACAAGCGAAUCUGUGAUGAAACAAACAAACCAGGCAAACCAUCGUGGCAUGGACAUAUUUCUGAAAAGAGUGACACCUCCUCAAGAAGAGCCUCAGGUCCUUCAGGAGGAACCAAAUGGCGAGACACCAUCAUCUUUAUACAGAGUUGCAGCAGUACUUCUACAAUUUAAUCUUAUUGAUUUAGAUGAUCUUUAUGUACAUCUUCUUCCGGCUGAUAAUUGCAUUAUGGAUGAACACAAACGAGAAAUUGCGGAAGCUAAGCAAAUUGUUAGAAAGCUUACGAUGGUUGUGUUGUCUUCUGAAAAAAUGGAUGAGCGAGAGAAAGAAAAGGAAAAAGAAGAGGAGAAAGUAGAGAAACCACCUGAUAACCAAAAACUUGGCUUGUUGGAAGCCUUAUUAAAGAUUGGUGAUUGGCAACAUGCACAGAACAUUAUGGAUCAGAUGCCUCCAUACUAUGCAGCUUCACACAAGCUAAUAGCCCUUGCUAUUUGCAAGCUCAUUCAUAUAACUAUUGAGCCUCUCUACCGAAGAGUUGGAGUUCCUAAAGGUGCUAAAGGCUCACCUGUUAAUGCUUUGCAAAACAAGAGAGCACCAAAACAAGCUGAGAGCUUUGAAGAUUUGAGGAGAGACGUGUUCAAUAUGUUCUGUUACCUUGGUCCUCACCUUUCUCACGAUCCCAUUUUAUUUGCAAAAGUGGUGCGCAUAGGCAAGUCAUUUAUGAAGGAGUUUCAGUCUGAUGGAAGCAAACAAGAAGAUAAAGAAAAAACGGAAGUUAUCCUUAGCUGUUUGCUUAGCAUUACUGACCAGGUACUACUUCCAUCUCUUUCUUUGAUGGACUGCAAUGCUUGUAUGUCUGAGGAACUAUGGGGAAUGUUUAAAACAUUUCCAUAUCAGCAUAGAUAUCGUCUGUAUGGCCAGUGGAAGAAUGAAACUUAUAACAGUCACCCACUUUUAGUAAAAGUUAAAGCUCAAACAAUAGACAGAGCCAAAUAUAUCAUGAAGCGCCUAACCAAGGAAAAUGUGAAGCCUUCUGGAAGACAAAUUGGGAAGUUGAGCCACAGCAAUCCAACCAUUUUGUUUGAUUAUGUAUGUUUUGAGAUCUUGUCACAAAUACAGAAGUAUGAUAACUUAAUAACACCUGUAGUAGAUUCAUUGAAAUACCUCACUUCACUGAAUUAUGAUGUCUUGGCCUAUUGUAUCAUUGAAGCUUUAGCUAAUCCAGAAAAGGAAAGAAUGAAACAUGAUGACACAACCAUCUCAAGCUGGCUUCAGAGUCUGGCUAGUUUCUGUGGUGCAGUUUUUCGUAAAUAUCCAAUUGAUCUUGCUGGUCUUCUUCAGUAUGUUGCCAAUCAGCUAAAGGCGGGCAAAAGUUUUGACCUGCUUAUAUUGAAAGAAGUGGUACAAAAAAUGGCAGGAAUAGAAAUUACAGAGGAAAUGACAAUGGAGCAACUAGAGGCUAUGACUGGUGGAGAGCAGCUAAAAGCUGAGGGUGGUUAUUUUGGUCAGAUCAGAAACACUAAAAAAUCCUCUCAGAGAUUAAAGGAUGCUCUAUUGGACCAUGAUCUUGCCCUUCCUCUCUGUCUGCUUAUGGCUCAGCAGAGAAAUGGGGUAAUCUUUCAGGAAGGUGGAGAGAAACAUUUGAAACUUGUGGGAAAGCUCUAUGACCAGUGUCAUGAUACCCUGGUGCAGUUUGGUGGGUUUUUAGCAUCUAAUCUGAGCACAGAAGAUUAUAUAAAGCGAGUGCCUUCAAUUGAUGUACUCUGUAAUGAAUUUCAUACACCCCAUGAUGCAGCAUUUUUCCUGUCUAGGCCAAUGUAUGCCCAUCAUAUUUCGUCAAAGUAUGAUGAACUUAAAAAAUCAGAAAAGGGAAGUAAACAGCAACAUAAAGUUCAUAAGUACAUUACAUCAUGUGAGAUGGUGAUGGCGCCUGUCCAUGAAGCAGUGGUCUCCUUACAUGUUUCCAAAGUCUGGGAUGACAUCAGCCCUCAAUUCUAUGCUACAUUCUGGUCAUUGACAAUGUAUGACCUUGCAGUUCCACACACCAGCUAUGAACGAGAAGUCAAUAAACUUAAAGUCCAGAUGAAAGCAAUUGAUGACAAUCAGGAAAUGCCCCCAAAUAAAAAGAAAAAAGAGAAGGAGCGCUGUACUGCCCUUCAGGACAAGCUUCUUGAAGAAGAAAAGAAACAGAUGGAACAUGUACAGAGAGUUCUACAGAGAUUGAAACUGGAAAAGGACAACUGGCUUUUAGCAAAAUCUACCAAAAAUGAGACCAUCACAAAAUUUCUACAGCUGUGUAUAUUUCCUCGAUGUAUUUUUUCAGCAAUUGAUGCUGUUUACUGUGCUCGUUUUGUUGAAUUGGUACAUCAACAGAAAACUCCAAAUUUUUCCACACUUCUUUGCUAUGAUCGAGUUUUCUCUGACAUAAUUUACACAGUUGCAAGCUGUACUGAAAAUGAAGCCAGUCGAUACGGAAGGUUUCUUUGCUGCAUGUUAGAGACUGUGACCAGGUGGCAUAGUGAUAGAGCCACAUAUGAAAAGGAAUGUGGAAACUAUCCAGGAUUCCUUACCAUAUUACGGGCAACUGGAUUUGAUGGUGGAAAUAAGGCUGAUCAAUUAGACUAUGAAAAUUUUCGACAUGUUGUACAUAAAUGGCAUUACAAACUAACCAAGGCAUCGGUACAUUGCCUUGAAACAGGCGAAUAUACUCACAUCAGGAAUAUCUUGAUUGUGCUAACAAAAAUACUUCCUUGGUACCCAAAAGUUUUGAAUCUGGGUCAAGCUUUGGAAAGAAGAGUACACAAAAUCUGCCAAGAAGAAAAAGAGAAGAGGCCAGAUCUAUAUGCAUUGGCUAUGGGUGUUGAAGUUUAUCUUCUGCCUUCAGGAGAUUAUGGGAGAUUAUGCGAUCAUGUUUCCACAGGCUGCUACUCUGGGCAGUUGAAAAGUAGAAAGUCAUACAUGAUACCUGAAAAUGAGUUUCAUCACAAAGACCCCCCUCCGAGGAAUGCAGUUGCCAGUGUGCAAAAUGGGCCUGGUGGUGGGCCUUCUUCAUCAUCAAUAGGAAGUGCAUCUAAAUCGGAUGAAAGCAGUACUGAGGAGACUGAUAAAUCAAGGGAGAGAUCUCAGUGUGGUGUGAAAGCUGUUAAUAAAGCUUCUAGUACCACACCUAAAGGGAAUUCAAGCAAUGGAAAUAGUGGCUCUAACAGCAACAAAGCUGUUAAAGAAAAUGACAAAGAAAAAGGGAAAGAGAAAGAAAAAGAGAAAAAAGAAAAGACUCCAGCUACUACUCCAGAGGCCAGGGUACUUGGUAAAGAUGGUAAAGAAAAACCAAAGGAAGAGCGGCCAAAUAAAGAUGAAAAAGCAAGAGAGACCAAGGAAAGAACGCCGAAGUCUGACAAAGAGAAAGAAAAAUUCAAGAAGGAAGAAAAAGCUAAAGAUGAGAAAUUUAAGACCACUGUCCCCAACGCAGAAUCAAAAUCAACUCAAGAAAGGGAAAGAGAGAAGGAGCCAUCCAGAGAAAGAGAUAUAGCAAAGGAAAUGAAAUCAAAGGAAAAUGUUAAAGGAGGAGAAAAAACACCAGUUUCUGGGUCCUUGAAAUCACCUGUUCCCAGAUCAGAUAUUCCAGAGCCUGAAAGGGAACAAAAACGCCGCAAAAUUGAUACUCACCCUUCUCCAUCACAUUCCUCCACAGUAAAGGUUACAGCCAUACUUCCCAAAGUUCCUCUGGGUUCUGAGAACUAUGCCAGCUCACCUGUCAUCUCCAUUCAUUUUCUACAGGACAGUCUCAUCGAACUCAAGGAAUCUUCAGCAAAGCUCUACAUUAAUCAUACUCCUCCACCACUGUCCAAGAGUAAGGAGAGAGAAAUGGACAAGAAAGAUUUGGACAAGUCAAGGGAAAGAUCCAGAGAAAGAGAGAAAAAAGAUGAAAAGGACAGGAAAGAGCGGAAAAGGGAUCACUCAAACAACGACCGUGAAGUGCCACCGGACUUAACCAAGAGACGUAAAGAGGAGAAUGGAACAAUGGGGGUUUCAAAACAUAAAAGUGAAAGUCCUUGUGAAUCUCCUUAUCCAAAUGAGAAAGACAAGGAAAAAAAUAAGUCAAAAUCUUCAGGCAAAGAAAAAGGCAGUGAUUCAUUUAAAUCUGAGAAGAUGGAUAAAAUCUCCUCCGGUGGCAAAAAGGAGUCCAGGCAUGAUAAAGAAAAGAUAGAAAAGAAAGAGAAACGGGACAGUUCAGGAGGAAAGGAAGAGAAGAAACAUCAUAAGUCCUCGGACAAGCACAGAUAAUGAAGACUUUCCAUCAAGGUGAGAUCGGACUGGAACUGUUCGGCUGCGACCAGAAAUUUAUUUUCCUGAGUAAAUUGCCGAGAAUUAAGAAUGAAGAGGGCCAUUUGCAUCUCCUUAAAUUAUUCAGUUACCUGCUUUAUUGCUCCAUGUGGAAAACUUAAAAUUGUUAAGUUGUGCAUUACUGUAUUUUAACUUGUUGCUUAGUUUCUACAUGUUUAUUUUCAGUAAUGGCUGAAAGUGUUAACUGUUCCAUACUUUUAGCACAAUGUGCUGCAUAAGGUUACCUGUGUACAGAGUUUUACUUUAGAUUAACUAAAUAUUGCCUGGGUUCAGUUUUUAUUUCCAUUCUGAAAUGCUUCCUUUUUAUUGUUUGAAACUGAAAAUAAACAAUUGUUGAACCCUUUUGAUUUUACCUCAUUUUAAAACUGUUUUAAUUUAUUAUUUGGCUUGUUCUUAAUAUUAGUCACUAAAAGCAGUGGGAGCAUUGUCUUAUGAAAUGCUUAGGAAUCAUUUUAUAUAGUACAUGUACAACAUUAAACGUGUUUAAAAAAGAAAAAGGUACCAGCGAUCACUUGUCCCUUGCCAUUUUUUCUUGUAAUUAUGUUAGACAAAUCUUGGCGGCGGGGGGAUCAAAACAUAAUUGUUUUAAUUCUACAGCUGUAGGAGCUUUGUAUUGCUGAACUUUCAUCUGGAAAAGUUUCACAGUGACAUUUUUAAAAGAGAAUUUUUUUAUCUGCCGAAUUCUACCAGUGUAACCUUUUUUCUAAAUAAACAAUAGUUUUCUCAAA
Messenger RNA from Homo sapiens (human), 13405 nucleotides. RefSeq names its product THO complex subunit 2 (gene THOC2). Gene Ontology annotation, cellular component: nuclear speck; cytoplasm; THO complex. Gene Ontology annotation, biological process: mRNA processing; mRNA export from nucleus; negative regulation of neuron projection development. Gene Ontology annotation, molecular function: mRNA binding. The record is from RefSeq and is a predicted model, not a curated record. The transcript has 33 exons. NCBI's taxonomy places the organism in Eukaryota, Metazoa, Chordata, Mammalia, Primates, Hominidae. The coding region runs from base 8313 to 12617 and encodes 1434 amino acids.